CAAUCCAUUUCAUCCUAGUACCCAAAACCAUUACCCCAAGAUUGUUGGUUCUAAUUGCCAAUCCAAGUCAUAAUGCAUUGCUCAAACGCCUUUCUCGGCCUCCUUGCGAUUUCCGCUGCUACUGUCAACGCUCAGACCGGACAGACUAUUCAAGUCACCGUCGGUGCCGAUGGAAAGCUUGCAUACAGCCCAAAUAACAUUGUCGCUCCUGUCGGUACUCAGAUAGAGUUUAGCUUCUUCCCAAAGAAUCAUACCGUCACUCAGUCAAGUUUUGGCAACCCGUGCCAUCCUCUCUCUUCUGGCGGGUUCUUCUCCAGCUUCGUUCCAACUAAAGACUCUCCUUCCGAUACUACCUUCACUAUCACUGUCAACGACACAAAGCCCAUCUGGUUCUACUGCGGGCAAACGGUCGGGAACCAUUGCCAAGCAGGUAUGGUCGGUGCCAUCAAUGCUCCCACCACGGGUAAUACCUUCGAUGCCUUCGUUCUUCUUGCCAAGAACGCGAGCACUAGUACCUCCCCACCCACUGGCCCGGUAGGCGGCAUUCUCAAGACAAACAGCAACUCGACUAUAACUUCUAUAUCUACAUUUGUCACUACCUCUGCAGAGUCCACCUCCUAUUCUGUUUCUACAUACACUAGCGCCAGCUCCACCUUUACUACGACUGUCGCAUCCACCACCAUAUUCACCACUGAGAGCUCUGUUGUAGCUGCCCCUACUGGUGGAUCUAGCAGCGGUUCGAGUACCGCCUCCAGCAGCUCUGCAACACAAUCUAGUGCUGGUGUUGCAACUGACCUGUCUGGGAACUUGUUCAGUGCCGGAGCGGUGAUCCUCGGGUUAUUGGCCAUGUUUUAAUUGUGGGAUUUAGCAUGAUUGGGGUAAAUUUGGAGAAUUUGGAGUUCGACGGUUUUGAUCACGCUUUUGUUUAAUUAGCAUGGGAUGGCUAACCUUGAUGUAUUACCCACAAAAUCAGAAUUACUGUAGACAAUCCAAUUACGGUCCUCCGGC
This is a messenger RNA of Amorphotheca resinae ATCC 22711, 1008 nucleotides long. RefSeq lists its product as hypothetical. Lineage: Eukaryota; Fungi; Ascomycota; Leotiomycetes; Helotiales; Amorphothecaceae. The record is from RefSeq and is a predicted model, not a curated record. The transcript is spliced from 2 exons. Bases 73 to 855 code for a protein of 260 amino acids.